Durio zibethinus is the source of this 906-nucleotide messenger RNA. Its product is annotated as FCS-Like Zinc finger 5-like. Lineage: Eukaryota; Viridiplantae; Streptophyta; Magnoliopsida; Malvales; Malvaceae. The record is from RefSeq and is a predicted model, not a curated record.
UUCUCUCACUUUCUUCUCUGAAAAUCAGUAGAUAGAAAAGCAAAAAAAUCAUCCAUAAAAAACCCAAUAUAUAACACGAUGUUGCUGGGAAAACGCUCACGCCAUCCGAUCAAGAGGACGACAAGCAUGACGGGGAUCACCAUCGAUGUCUCCAACGUGGAGGAUGUCCAAGAACCAAUUGUAUCCGAUAUUCCUCCCCCUCAAAACCACCCUUUGCAUGAAUUCCCAAACGGCAACUUUGGUAACGAUCAACGUUUCUUGGCCAUGGUCUCGCCAAGAAACCCAGUUGGUGGAAGAUCAGGUUCUACUAACCAUGUUCUCGACACUGCUCCUUUUUUGCGCUCUUGUUGCCUUUGUAAACGCCGCUUAGCUCCUGGUCGUGACAUAUAUAUGUAUAGGGGGGAUACAGCGUUUUGUAGUCUAGAGUGCAGGGAACAGCAGAUGAAGCAAGACGAAAGAAAAGAAAAAUUGAACGUUGUAGCUUCAAAGAAAGAAGAUCGCCAUGCAUCUUCAAGCAAGGCUUCAACUAAAACCGAGCCUGUGGCUGCUGCUUGAACCUUGAACUUGAACCUUGAAGUUGAGGAAGAAAAAAUAGCUUAUAAAGCCAAAAAAAAAAAAAAAGAGAGAGGCAAAAUCCAAACCCACCCCAAAUUAAAAAAAUAGUGAAACUUGAUUGUCUUUCGUCAUGGAUUAAUCUCCUAGCCUCCAAUAUUGGAGCCCACUAAUGUUUCACAGUAUUAUAAAAAGAUGAUGAUGGUGAUGAAAACAAUAUUAUGAAGCUGCUGUAAUAUUGUGUAGAAAAAGAAGACAAUUAUAUAGUGGGUGCAGUAAUAUAAGUUAUGUGGAUGCUGAUGCAAAUGGGCAAAGCUAUGAGCUUGAGAUCAGCAUUUAUGAUUCCAGUUCCAA